UCGAAAUCAGCAACAACAGAAAAAUUCUUGUAUACGUUUUUCAACGGUCACACCGAACUGCACGCAGUGGAAUCAAGCACGGGAAUUGUGAAAACUACAAUUUAUGAAAUUAUUGUGAAAAUAAAACAAAACUAAAAGAAUAAAAAAUAUUACAAAUUUAUUGUGUGAAUAAUUAUAAAAAAUUUACAUAGAAAUCUAAUAUAUUUUGGAAUAAAUCUUUUUGUUCAUGGAAUUAAAUUGAGUUGAAAGAAAAACAAAAUUUUUCAAAACAUUGAUUCCAUCUUCAACACUGCCUUUAAUGCCAAAAUACUCCUAAAUCAGUUCCGAUUUUUUCAACCCUUCCAACUCCGAAAGAGAGAGAGAGAGAGAAAGAAGCAAUAAUUUCAAAGACUUUUCUUUAGUUUAAGUUAAACGUGCAUUCGGCGCAUUCAAAAAAAUGGUUUUACCAUUUGGACUAUCCUCUGAUGGCCAACAUAAUCCAGAGAGUAGCGGGAGUGUUAGUGGCAGCGGUGUCGAUACUAUUACCUCAAGUCGAACAGCCGCUUAUACACCAACAGCACCGCCAUAUUUUAUGAGAGCCCAUACGAAUGUCUCAACAGGAAUACCAAUAAUACCCAGUCCCUACAUUGAUUUUAUUGUGGUCAAUGGUGAUGACCGUUCGAUGAUACGUUGUGAACGUAAAGCCGUGUUGGAGAAUAGUGUAGAGUUGGCCAAAUUGAUACAUGCUGGACCGAAUAGUGGACGCAAAGGUGAUAAUCAUUUUCAGAUCUCAAAUGUAGAUAAACAUGAUUUUGAACUUGUCAUACGAUUUUUGGAAACAAAAUUUGUCAAAUAUCGCGAUCAUUUGCAUAUUUUGAAAAUAUUAGAAUUGGCUGAUCGUUACAAUUGUCCCGAUUUGAUUAUACACUGCAUUCGUGAAUUGGAUCUGCAACUGAGCAGUGCCACAGUUGUUGAUGUUUUUCGUUCGCUAUGGUUCUAUCAAGGCAUGACAUCAAACAAUCAACAUCAAUUGGGCGCCGUCAUAACAACGCAAGACACAUCAGCUAGCAAGAAAAUCAAGCGUAAAGCCCAACAGGCAGCUGCGGCUGCGAAUGCCAAUGCAAAUACUACAAAUUCCAAUACUAAUUUAAAUUCAUCGAAUAUUCCCGCCCCUAAUCCGAAUCCAUUCACUGCAGAAGACUAUGGUGUUGCCCUAUUGAAUAACGCUCUCCAGCUGAUCGAUAUGCACGCUGAAUUGAUUCUAACUAAGCCAGAAAUGACUGAAUUACGUUUUGAAGAAUUGGAAAUGAUUGCAAAACGUGAUGCUCUACAAUUAAGUACAGAGUUGACACUAUUCACCUGCCUCGCUGAUUGGAGUGUAGCGGAGUGUAAACGUAAAAAACUAGAUGCCACUUCCGAGAAUAGACGACGGGUAUUAGGCCCAUUAUGUUUGACGCCUCGUUAUUGCUUAAUGAGUGCCUCCGAAUUCCGGAAGGCUUGUGAUCGUGUUGAAUUAUUGAAUCCAUUAGAAACAUCACUAGUUAGUGAUUGUAUUGAAGGCAAAAAACUUAAAAAUCUAACACCGGAGCAAAGUCAAUUAAUGGAAAAAUUCCGUACACCAAGACCAGAAUUUGCCAAAAUGCCAAUACAUUUAAGUGAUCGCAGUAAUCCGAAAAAUUAUCCCAAGAAAAUGAGACGAGCCGAAAAAGGAUCUUCUGAGGAAAGCUGCUGGGAAAAUUUCGGCUUAAAUUGUUUGGCCGUAUUUGCCUGUAUAUUCGAUUGAGACUAGUUAUUGCUCCCACAGCGUUGGGUUCCUAUUACGAAUUUCACACUUAACUGAACUUGCAAUUAAUAUUUAUUUAUAAUUUAAUUCAUUUUGCAAAGUCCAUAACGCUACUAGUCCAUGAAGCCUUAUAACAACCACUACAAAAAUAUGAUUAAUUUAAAGGUGACAAGCAAUGAAUUUUAAAUACGCAACAAAUAUGUAUGUAUAAAUUGUUACAGAUUUGUGGAAGCUGAUUUUAUUGUUAUUUGAAGUUUUUAAAUAAUUUUUAGUUGAAUAUAUAAAUUGCAAAUUUAUUUAUUUAAAUCGAAAGAAUUGGAUAUAGUGAGCUGUCACAAUUAAAAUACCAAUAUGUUAUCUGUUUAAACUAAAUAUACAUAGUAUAUAGAUACUGAAAUUAUAUUUAUAUACAUACUUAUGUCUGCAAAUUUCUCCAAAAUAUAAUUAUUUAUUGUACAAGUAUUCAUAAACGGAAUUUACUCGCGAUAAAAUAAUGUUUGGAAAUAAUUCUGGAGAAUUACAAUCUCAGUAAAUGUCUGUACGUUUGAGAUAGUUUGAUUCUUCUUUUAUAAAGUUGUUAUCCGAAUUGAGUAUUUAUUUUCCUUUAUUUUGAGUUUCAGAAUACUUAACAGAUAUUAACUUUCUAAUUUAAUAGUAACAGAAUCUUAAGUUCAACUAAACUUUCUUUACAAAAAUAUAUGAGUUUGAGACUAAAUAUAUAAUCUAGUCUAUUUCUAUCUGAAACAAUAUUAGUAAAUCAAUAGCUAAUUAUUAAUAUACACAUUUAAACAGAGAGAAUAUAAAAGAUAAAAUCAUUUCCAUUGGAGUUUGAUUUAAGUUCUUAAAAUCUUAUUUUAAAUUAUUGUAAAAAUCGGACAUUUGGGUCAUGCUCGCAUAAAAGGUGCUUUAGAAAAUGGCCGUAAUGUUUGAAAUAAAUAAGUUUUAAGUGAAUCUUAAUGAAUCUUUCUAGCAAAGUUUAUGAGUGUCGUUCCAAAUUUGGAAAAGCCUUAGUCAUUUCUUAAAUUUAAAUUAAUGACUUCUUCAAAAAAAUGCAAUUACCGUAUUAAAUUGAGUCCUCAUACCUCUGUUCAAGACUGGCUUACAUACAUAAUUUAUUUUUUUUUUUUUUAAUUUUACUUCAAAUUACGUGCUGUUCUGAAGUCGUUCAUAUAGUUUUAUCUAUUUUCGACGUUUUUUUUGGUAAAUUUCAAAACUAAAGCUCAUGUUUUCACGAUUAUUUCAUACAAAAACAUUCGUCAUGCUAAAGUCUUUCAUAUAGAUUUAACAAACUUCAAAUAUGGCCGACUAAUAAAGUCGAAAGCCUGAGACCGGGUUAGACGUUUCUAAAUGAUUAAGCCGUAAAGAUGGCGUACAACAUAAAAUGUUGUAUGCCAUCUUCGAGAUACCUGAACCUAAAUCUUGAAAAGUCAUGUUUUUCGGUAUAUUCAUGGUAUUUAUACCCAACCACUUUAGUGGGGAGGGUAUAUUGGAUUUGUGCUGAUGUUUGUAACAUACAAAAAUAUUCGUCCUAGACCCACCUUAAAGUAUACCAAUCGGCUUAGAAUCGUUUUCUGAG
Messenger RNA from Lucilia sericata (common green bottle fly), 3338 nucleotides. RefSeq lists its product as uncharacterized. Gene Ontology annotation, cellular component: cytosol. Gene Ontology annotation, biological process: neurogenesis. The record is from RefSeq and is a predicted model, not a curated record. Gene Ontology annotation, molecular function: protein binding. The coding region runs from base 437 to 1762 and encodes 441 amino acids. Lineage: Eukaryota; Metazoa; Arthropoda; Insecta; Diptera; Calliphoridae. The transcript is spliced from 4 exons.